AUGUCCGCGUCACAGCGCUAUGAUAUGGGUGAACCCCGCGUAUCUCCACGGGUGCUAGAUAAAGUACGCAGCCAGUUUCCUGGCUGGGCUGCUGCGUCUUGGUCUCGUGAAACUACGGCGGCCAACGACAACAAUGGAUAUUCUGAGUUCCUUCUCUCAUCCGACUGGAUGUUACGACCAGAAGGGCUCGCGGAGUUGUCUGAUGAACUCGAGAAGAGCAUCGAAGGCGCCCGAGUGGCCUACAAUUCCGAAUUCUCCUCUUUCAAGAUCCGAUGCCUAGCAUCUGAGGAGGACGCUGUUAUGGGGAAAUGUCAGUCCUUAAUGGACAAGAUUGUCCAACGCGAGCUCAGUAGAGGCUUGGACAACUCCAAGCACAUCAUGACUCUCAAGCAAUGGCGUGAUGGCGCCUACGCUACCUCUAAAUCGGAGAAGAAGAAAUAUGUGAUGGCUUUGGCACCCUCGCAUAUUCGAGAUUCCAUGUAUCGAACGGCAUGGAUCAUGCCAGAUACUCUGGUGCAGAAGGACGUAGUAUUGUCAAGAUUGGUCCCGAGCAAAGCCUUUGUGAAGUUGCAAAACCUCACUGGCUGUAAGAUGAUGAUUAGCGGCGAUGGCCUCUGCAUGUACAUCGGGGCCGAGUCUGAAGACGAGGUAUCUAUGGCUGAGCGUAAACUUACUACUUUGGCCAAGUACGCUUCAAUUCCGUCUGAAGCCGACCUCCGCUGCGAGAGCUUCAUUUAUGCAGAGGACCAACAGGGCGGCCUUGCCAAGUUCACGUACAUGGCGCACGGAGCGAAGGAAAUCCUCAAGACUUUCUUCUUGGACCGAAUGGUCUAUUCGCUGGCUGAGGACAACUCAGCUUAUGGAAGACUCUUUGAUAAGGGUGUAGUUGUGACCAUGUCUGGGGUUGCUCUCAAAGGAGCAAAUUCCACCCCGGUGACUUCGUCAAGCAAUAGGGGCAAGCCCUACAUAGCCUUCUCGUCGGAGUGGCACUAUAGAGCUAAGCAGCCGUCCACUGAUGUGGCGUCUUCCGUUCCAUUUGACCCUAACCCACGUGUCACCUCAUGGAUCACCAAGUUGCCUACGCCGGAGCUGAUGUUACCUCAUGGGGAUGGAAAAGAUACCCCAGACCCAGAAUCAGGCAUCCACAAGGGUCUUUUAAAAGCGACCAGUAACUACAAUAGCGAGCAUGGUCUGACACAGAAGGAAAUCUAUGAGCAACAAGACAGAUUGCUCCCUCAUCAAAUCAGCCAAGUAAUCCCGACAUUGCCAAAGGCAACUCAGUCAAAGACUAAACCGCAGCUAAUUCAGGAGAAUACCCAUGAGCAAAAGAGCGGACCACCUCGUCAGGCCAACCAUGCCCUUCCUACUCUAACUGAGUCAGGACCAGAGCAGAUUCAAAAGACCAUGCCUCAGUGGUCACCAGAAGGCAUGCCUAAGCAACGGGUGCCAGAGGUUCCUCGAGGUGGUCACACGACGCUUACCAGGGGUAGAAGAGGAAACUCUGGAAUGGGACGGGGCGAUCGAAGGCAUAAUAAUGGCCGCCAGGGAGGCCAACGUAAGCGUGGCAGCCGUGACAACCGUGACAACCAUGGCAACCGUGGCAACCGUAACAACCACGGUGAUCGUGGAAACCGUGGUAAUCGUGGAAACCACGGCGACGGCGGCAACCGUGGUCGACGCCCUGCCGGGAGACAGCGCCCUACUGAGCAACUCCGCAUGAACUCAAGAAACACCCUGGGCAAUAUAUCGGAUCGAACACCAUUAAGCUUCCCGAAUUUCUCGCAGAGUACCUCUCAGAAUCAACCUAAGAAGAAUAACAACACUGUUGACUCAGGAUCCGAGAAUUUCAGUUCAACUUCUUUCGUGGCACCCCACCUUAGAUACUUGAUCCCAGGUGCUCAGAGAAGCACAAGUAAGGAGGCAUCUCAAGAUACUCAUGGGAAGGAGGGUAUUCUCAUAGACCUGGAAUCUGAUAAAUCAGAUGACGAGCAAAGCAUGAAGAAACUUCAGACCGUCAUCGACGAGAUAGCUGAAGAGAUGAUGCCCCAGAGUGGGGGUGUCCAGUCUCUUCCAGCGCAACAGACUACGAUUCGCCCUGACCCUUUUGCCGAAACCUGGAACAUGCACCUUCUACAGCAACGCCAGCCUCCGACCGAGACUCGCAGUUACGCUCGCGACAGUCAAGGCCAAAUCUUGCAUAGCACCAUGAAACAACAGGCAGGUUCUAGGAGCACUCGAAAAUAUCCUUCAUCGUCGCAUAAGGUGUCUAUAUCUGAGGACCCAGCCCCUCAAUUGAUUGAGGCCAUGACCGAGAAGAUUUCUCAUAUGCUGGGCUCAUUAGAAGUGUUUCCGGGCCAAGUAUCCCUGAAAGCUCAGAUUGGACGAUUCUGCCUCACGAAGAUUAAUCGAAGUUAUCUACAAACACAGGGCGACGGAGAGCAGCUACAUGGUAUCAAGGAGGCCCUAGACAAGCAUCACGCCAACCCCCUCGAUGUCAUGUUUACGAACAUCCUUACCUCAGAGGGAGCGGACGCAAACCACAUCGCAUUUAUGAACGACAGCCUCGGUAAGAGAAUGUGGAACGGCGACACGCGCCGUACCGUCUACGAGAUCACCUGCCGUGCUCUAACCACGGACAAGAGAUAUUGCAAAUUCAUCGUCGAGGUCGACGGAGACGAUUUCACUUAUCAAGUUCGCCAGUUCCCUUGCGAGUCCUCUGCUCUCUUCAUACACUGUCCCAAGAGAUCGUGGGAUUUCAAAGUCAGUCUAUCCAAGUCUCAAGACUUAGGCGAGGACUUUAAUAAGUUCGCAGAGGAUCUUAUUCGCGGCAUGCGCAUAGUCCCUCAAAAGAGCGGAGUGCCCAUUGUAGAAAUUACUGCCAAGAGAGAUUACCAAGUUGACAUGCUGGCAUUUCGAACACGUAAUAUUGCGUCUUACACCAAAUUUAACGGUGCCUCGGACGUGAUGGAGAUCUGUGAGGUUCAUGAUAUGGACCCGUCCGACAUCACAGAGGGCGACAGCAAGGUAACCGUUCAGCUCGAACAGCGCGACGUAUAUCAACAACUUGGACAGCUGGGAACCUGGUAUGAGGUAUCAAUGCAGUCAAAGACGGUCAACAAGGCGCUUCAGCAGAACCGCAACCUUGAGUUCGGAGAAGAAGUUGAUUGGUCCCCGAAGAAGUUACAGGAAACUGGAGCGUUCGAUGAGCUGAUCCGUUCCACGAUCGAAGUAGUCAAGAACAUCGACGGGGUGGGUUACUGGGGAGACAACAAUCAGGACACGGUGAUCCAUGGCAUGCCUCUGACUGGCUCUACGACAUCUUCACGGAUUAGUGGUUCUGUGAUCCUUCCACCUUCCAUAUGGUAGUUUCGUCACAAACCUCCGUUCUGGUAUCAUCGCUAGUCGAGCUUAGGUCUUCUAUAAUGGAACCUAUGAAUAUGGGUGAUGUAUAGGGUUCGAAAGGGUUUAUUUCGUCGGUGCCAUCUCCUUUCUUCGUCAGAGUUGCACUAUAGCC
This is a messenger RNA of Annulohypoxylon maeteangense, 3514 nucleotides long. RefSeq lists its product as uncharacterized. The record is from RefSeq and is a predicted model, not a curated record. The transcript is spliced from 5 exons. NCBI's taxonomy places the organism in Eukaryota, Fungi, Ascomycota, Sordariomycetes, Xylariales, Hypoxylaceae. Bases 1 to 3366 code for a protein of 1121 amino acids.